Acanthosepion pharaonis is the source of this 1011-nucleotide messenger RNA. NCBI's taxonomy places the organism in Eukaryota, Metazoa, Mollusca, Cephalopoda, Sepiida, Sepiidae. The record is from the annotation of a GenBank genome assembly.
AUGUCGCGUGCGAAAUUUAUUUACACCGGAGCGGCUGACGAGAUGUCGCGUGAGGAAUUUAUUUACACCGGAGCGGCUGACGAGAUGUCGCGUGAGGAAUUUAUUUACAACGAACGGGUGACGAGAUGUCGCGAAUUUAUUUACACCGGAACGGCUGACGAGAUGUCGCGUGAGGAAUUUAUUUACACCGGAGCGGCUGACGAGAUGUCGCACUGGGCAACUCCUGUCUAUCUAUCUAUCUAUCUAUCUAUCUAUCUAUCUAUCUAUCUAUUAUUCAAAUUUCUCCUUCUUUCUUUCUUUCGAUUUAUCUAUUUUACUCAUUUAUUUAAUUAUUUUCAUCCAUAUCUAUCUCAUUCUUCUGUUCAUAUCUAUCAAUUUUACCCUGUUCAUAUCUAUCUCAUUCUGUUUAUAUCUAUCUAUCUCUUUUUUUAUAUAUAUAUAUACAUCUAUCUAUCUCCGUCUGUUCAUAUGUAUCUAUCUCUCUAUUUUACUCUAUUACCUCAUUCUGAUCAUAUCUAUUUCUCAAUCUGUUUAUCGCUAUCUAUCUAUCUAUCUAUCUAUAUAUAUAUAUAUAUAUAUAUAUCUCUAUAUAUAUAUCUCUCACUCUGUUCUAUAUCUAUCUAUCUAUCUAUCUAUCUAUCUAUCUAUCUAACCAUUAUCUAUACAGCUGUCGGAUUUUAUUAUUCUAUUAUCUCCAGGUUCUUUUCGUGUUUCCAUCAAUUUUGUUUUUGCUUUGCCACUGAGCAUCACUUAUUUUCUUCGAGGAAUUUUUUUGUUUUGUUUUUUUUGUCCCGUGCUUCACUUCCAUACGAAGUUUUUCUUUGGGUUCUAUACCUCGUCGUGAAGGGUUCUAUCUCUCUUUCUCUUUUCUCAUCUAUCUAUCUUAUUCUGUUCAUCUCUCUCUCUCUCUCUAUCCAUUUGUUCAAAUCUAUCUUAUUCUGUUUAUCUCUCUCUAUUCAGUUUGUUCAUAUCUAUCUAUCUAUCUAUCUAUCUAUCUAUCUAUCUAUCUAG